Molecule: messenger RNA, 1217 nt
Organism: Boleophthalmus pectinirostris (great blue-spotted mudskipper)
Lineage: Eukaryota; Metazoa; Chordata; Actinopteri; Gobiiformes; Gobiidae
Gene: gpr17
Product: G protein-coupled receptor 17
Exons: 1
Coding region: 1-1017 (338 amino acids)
Biological process (GO): phospholipase C-activating G protein-coupled receptor signaling pathway; positive regulation of Rho protein signal transduction
Cellular component (GO): membrane
Molecular function (GO): G protein-coupled receptor activity
Source: RefSeq, a predicted model, not a curated record
AUGGAGAUUUCCACAGAACUUCCCAUGCUGGUCUCCAAUAUUUCAGACAGCUGCCCUCCUGUGGACAUGACCACCGAGAACACCAUCUUCGGCUUCUUCUACAUCCUGAUCUUCUUCUUGGCUCUGAACGGGAAUAGUUUGGCAUUAUGGAUCUUCUCGCACCAACGUGGCACCACCUCCUCUCCGGCAAAUGUCUUCUUGAUCCACCUCGCCAUCGCCGACUUGUCCUACGUGAUCAUCUUGCCCCUCCGCGCCACCUACCAUCUCACCAGCGGACACUGGCCUUUCGGGGAGGUGCCUUGCAGAGUGGCUGGAUUUUUAUUCUAUGUCAAUAUGUAUGCUAGCUUGUACUUCCUAGCGUGCGUAGCUGGGGAUAGGUAUCUGGCUGUCGUCCAUGCUGUGAGGUCUCUUAAAGUCCGCCGGGCUCGUUGCGCUCACAUUAUUAGCUUCUCGCUUUGGGCCUUAGUCACUAUUUCCAUGGCCCCGCUCCUCAUCUCUCACCAGACCGCAGAAGUUGAUGGUGUGACAGUGUGCUUACAGCUGUAUCGCGAAAAAGCAACGCGCAAUGCUCUGAUUUCCUUAGCGGUAGCAUUCACGCCACCUUUCCUAGUUACUUUAUCUUGUUACCUGCUAAUAAUUAAAAGCUUACAUCACGGUUCAAGACUAGAGCCGACUCUUAAACUCCGAGCCCUGCGCACCAUUGGUCUAGUGCUGCUGAUCUAUGUGGUAUGUUUCUUGCCAUAUCACGUUAGCAGAGCCACUUUCAUUUUGGGAUACAACCACCCCGGUAUUUCAUGUGGGACGCGCAGAGGGCUGAGUUUGGCCAAUCGCCUCACCUCUUUGCUCACCUGUAUGAAUGGGGCCUUGGAUCCGCUGGUGUACCUGUUUGGGGCAGAGAAGUUUCGAGGGACCCUCACCAGACUGCUGUGCAAAGACAAAGGCAGCUUGUCCGGCGCAACGAGUGGAGAGCUAAAAGCAACACAUGAGAGCUCUGUCAGUGCCAAGUCUGAGUUUUAAGAGCCUAAACUCGUCAAUUAAUAGAUCCUAAAAUUAUUAAAAAUACCUCUUAUCAAACAACUGUUAGUGUUUAUGUUGCUUUACUCAAUUUAAAGGAACUGUAUGUAUCUUGUGCUCAAAGGUGCCUGCACGUACAGUAGAGGGCACGCAGGGCAGUAAACUGGGGGUGGGGGUGUUUUGGGAUUUAGGGACCCAGAAUU